This is a messenger RNA of Arctia plantaginis, 1569 nucleotides long. The record is from the annotation of a GenBank genome assembly. Lineage: Eukaryota; Metazoa; Arthropoda; Insecta; Lepidoptera; Erebidae.
AUGGAAGUUGGCGCAGUAAAACAAGCUUUUAAUAAUGAGGUAAUAUUACUAAAAAAGAAUUUGAAUCAAGCAAAAAUACAGAUCAUACAUAAAUUAACCAGAAAAGCUAAACAACUGGUUGGAAAGAAAGCUCCAGAUCCUUUAAAAGAAAAGCUAAAAAGGAAGGCGCAGGCUGCUGUGAAUGAGGUUUUGCUUAUAAAGAAAGUAAAACCAAAAGAUAUUGCCAAAUUUAUAGUCACACACAAAGGAGAAUUAAAAGAUAUUUUAAACAAGCCCACUGUGGAUAAUGAUAAAGUAUGUGCUCGCUUAUUGCUACAUAAAGCUUUGCAGGAGAAAUACAAGUUUAUUAGAGACAGAUUUACCAAUGUUCCCAUUAAAGAUCUUUUUAUGUCUCGAUUGGAAAGAAGAAAGAUGAAAAAAGAAGCAAAAGAGAACAAAGAAAAGAAGAAAAAAGGCAAGAAUAGUAAUAUUGUUAACUCUGAAGGUGAUUGGGAUGUAGAAGACGUUGGUAAGACCAAUUUAAGUGAAAGAACUAAUGAUGACAACAAAUUGAGUGAAGAAGAUGAUGAUGAUCAUGAACUAAAAGGUGAAGAUAGUGAUGACUGUAUGGAUAGCGAUGGUGAAAAUGAGAAAAGUAAUGGAAAGGAUGCUGAAUCAAAAGAUUUACCAAGUGAUGAGGAAGAAAAUAAUUCUGAAGAAGAUGCUGAACAGUUGUCUUCAGGUGAUGUAGAAAAUAAAGAUGAAGAAUCUGAUGCUACGAAAUCUGAAGAUGAGAAUUCUCAAGCUGUAGAAGAAGUUAGUAAUCAAACAAAAAUAAAACCUGAAUCCGAGAAAUCAUUAGAAAAUAUAGAGAUACAAAAAAUGAUUACUGAACAAACAAGUAACAUCAAACCAAAAAAGACAAUUAAGAAAACUCAGGAAAGAAAGCAGAAAGACAUAGACAAGCAUAAGCAUUUCAAUGAGAAAAUUCAGCAAAAAAAAUUAAAUAAGGAUGCAGCACCGGUUGUAGCAAAUAAAAUUGUUGACCCAUUUUUCGUUACAGCUACUGGUGAGAAUUAUAUGUCUGUAGUAGAACCUAGGGACCCUGAUGAAGUAAAAGAAGAGCAUCAACAAGGUAACAGGAAGCUAAGAAGAGCAGCCAUGUUUGGUCAUGUUCCAAAUACAAGACCAAGAAAAAAUAAUAGUAGCUAUAGGGAUGAUAGUAGGUUUGGAAAAAAUAGUAAUAAAAACGGAAAUAAGUUUAAUAAUUGGCGGGGAGAUAAUAAUAAUAAACCUUUUAAUAAUAAUUUCAAUGAUAGAAAGAGAGUCGAUGAUAAAUUUAAUAAUCGGCGGCAAGAUAAUAAUAAAUUACCUUUUAAUAAUAAUUUCAAUGAUAGAAAGAGAUUCGAUGAUUUUAAUACUCGGCGGGAAGCUAAUAAUGUAAAUACUUUCAAUGAUAGAAAGAAUGUCUAUGAUAAGUUUAGUGAUAAAAAAGAAGAGAAAUUGCAUCCCUCUUGGGAAGCUAAGAAAAAGAAGUCUGGUAUUUUACCAUUUGAAGGUAAAAAAAUUGUAUUUGAUGAUGAAAGUUAA